UGACAGAUUUACUAUUUUGUCUAUGAUAUACAGUGACUGUUGGCGGAGAGUGUCUGUUUUGCCCGUAUUUUGUCGUAAUUUUACGGCCAUGUGUGGUUACAAUUACGUGUUUGACAAAAUUUCUAGUGAUGAUAUCCACCACUGCAAAUAGUAAAGUAAAAAACCCGAAGGGAACGGAGGGUAUCGAUGCUCCAGAAAGGGACGAAAUUGGACAAGAAAACACGGACGAUAAGGUCAGAGGUUAUGUUGGUGCGUAUGAUGCAUCCUCAUCUUUUGGGGGGCCGUCCAGAGAUGGCAGGUAUCGGUCCCGCGGUCGUGUCACCGAGUUCAGGCCGUCGCGAGGCGGUGGGCGCGGGGGCAGGGGCCGCGGCGGAUUCCCGCCCCGCGGUGAUCGUGAACCCCUCGAUAAUUCCUAUAAAUAUCACGAAUCGCUAAACCAGUCCUCCAACGACACCUGGUCGCAAGGAAACAACAGCAACAAGUUCUAUGAACGAUCAGAGUUGGUCGUCAAUCUCCCGGAAGAUCCGCGAAUCUCCAAGUUGCUGCGUCGACUGUGUGCCGAGGUGGACAUGGAAAAAUCGCUUGUCAUAUGUAGCAAACUUCAGGACGCCAUCAUGUUGCCGGAGAACUCGCGGUACAUACGCCGUUCUUACGACAUAUUAGUGGAAUCACUCCUGGAUGUGCUCUAUGAUGCCCCUGGGCCUGAGACAAAGGAAGGUGCAUCAAUAGUUCUUGGAAGAAUCGGCUACGUCAUGGGCCCUGACUUUCGAAAACAUCUGGAUUGGAUUGCAGCUACCUUUGCUGUGCACAACUCAACUAUUAAACAUUAUCUGAUUCUAUCAUUUACAGAGACCUUUCAACUGGAUUACCAAACACCUCAUUUGACUGAUUUUGCUGAAUUGACUCUGGACAGGCUUCAGACUGUCAUUGAAGGCACAGACUCAGCUGAUGUCUUCAUGUCUGCUAUAAAUGCCAUGAUUGUCAUGUCAAAUUCAUAUCCAGAACACUUUGCAAACCAUUUUGUGGACACUGUGGAUAUACUGGUUGGUUGGCAUGUUGAUAACGCUCAGCCUAAGAGGAUCAAAGACUUUGCUCUACAAUCAUUGUUCAAACUGAGUCGCCACUGGCAAGCUGAUGUUGGAUUUUCAGUGAAUCUACUGAACCAGUUUGUAGAAGACAUGGUGGCUUAUUCUACGGACAUGGAUCCAAAUCGUACAGAAAAACAAAAUGAUGUGACUACACCUGAAGAUUGUAUGCAGAAGAUCACAUCAUUCCUCAAUGUAUUCAACACUGUUGUCAAAAGUUUGGGAACACUUUUGAGUCCUACUGUCACACAAAUUGUGUCAUGGUCAUUUCUAACUGAAGCAUUCACUAAAAUUCUGCAAGUUUUAACUAAAACCCUGAAGGAUGACGCAGAUGCUGAUCUGAUAUUGGCAGGUAAUGAAUGCAUUGCUUUACUAUUAAAAUAUUUACAAUCUAAAUCCUCAUCUUGCUCCCCUGCUUUAUUUGCAUUGAUUUCAAAAGAGAUGACUAACUUCUUGCGCGGAGAAGAAAGCGUCAGCCUGAGUGUUAUUGAGUUAGUAUCUACAGUGAUCAAGGAAAUCUCUUCAAACCUACCUGUAGAGUUCAUAUCUCAAACGAUUGGGCCUGAAUCACUAUUGCGUCCGCUGCGCUACUCAGAUAGCUCUCUGAUUUUAAACAGUGUGAUGUCAGUGUACAGUAACUUGCUAAACUUGAAGAAUAUUCCACUUUUACAAGAAACAUAUAAAUAUGUCUUGACAGAUAUUCAGAAUUCCUAUUCAGUUAUAUUGCCAGAUGUACAAAUAAUAAUACCAGAAUAUCAUGAAAACGUGCACAUUGAUGAUGCAGAUAAAAAUGUGAUUUUCUAUUUACAAUGUUUGUCAGAUCUAGCAAAUGCUAGUAACUCUAUAAUUGGAAUGUGGGCAUUACAACCAAGCAUACUAGAACUGUUGGCUAUAAAGAUGUGUCCCCAUGAAUUAAAUCUAAUUAAAGAAAAGCCAGCUCUUCAAUAUUCUGUCCUAUAUUUACUUUAUUCGCAUUGCAAAAAGAAUAAUCACUUCAUUGCUUCAAGCGACUUGGUUACAAAUACCCAGCAAAGAGCUAAUGACAUAUUUGGCCUAUCAAACCUUAGUCUCGGAGACGUGUCGAGCUCCAGCCCCACAUCUGGCCACUUAGCCGUUAUCCUCAAUACAUUAAGUAUGGUCUUAGAUGAAGAAACUCCAAAAGAAACUUUAAUUUUGGUUCUCAAUUGGAUAUCUGAUAUAUUUUGUCAGCUAGAUAAGUAUUUACCCAUUGUGAGCAUGUCCAAGGGCUUCGUGGUAUUAACUACUAAUAUGCUAACACUGGCAUAUCAAUUCGAUGAAGAUGUAGUUUUGCUUGUUAUGAAGAAUUCCCAACAUUUACUUAAAAAUAAAACUCUCACAUGGAAUGUUUUGGUUUUGAAAACAAUAGCAGUACUUUGUAUUUUACAUAUUGAUAACCAAAAUAAAACAUUGUCAAAUGUUUGCAAAGAUGUACUAUUUGAAUUGCCGUGGGAUAUUGUUCAACUGGAAUUAGACAAACAAGUGGUAAAAGUGUUUACUGCCAGAAAGAUGAGCCUGAAUGUGCUCAAUAGUGAUACUAAGGCUAAUUCUUUUAAAGAAUACCUAAUGCGAGGAUCCUUUUGUAAUCUCUCUAAUCAACAUUUCAAAAUUAUAAUGAACUGUCUUCUCCAGCAUACAAUUGAGGACAAGAAAGCAUUAGUGGAUGCGUUUUUGACAUCGUGGCCAUUACAAACGUCCGAUAUUGACGAAAAUAAUUUAUUGUUCUUCCGACAAUGUGCUACCAGCUUCUCUUCUAUCUGUGUUGGCUGGGCGCUCUCAGAACUGGCUCAAACUUGCGUGUCUUUGAAAUUAAGGACGAUUCUGGGCAAACCACAAGAAACAUUCAUGCGAAUAGAGGGAGCCUUGAAGGGAAUAGCUAGAGAAAUAUCAUCUCACGACACGAAAUACAUUGGUACUGAUCAACAGACGUUAGUCGAAGUUACUACUUCAGAACAGACGAGGACGCGUUGGAUAACAGAGUUCAUGAUGUUCUUAGAAAAAUAUAUUUAUAACGCGGCAGAAGGUACCGCCACAGUAUUACCAGCUGUUGCAAAACCUGUUCGAACCUUCUUCCAUACGAACUGGCCUACGUGUCGAGAGUGGCUCACCAGAGUGCGUCCUGCUGCGCUCGUGGUCAGUCUGUACGCUGGACAUUUUGGCGCUGCUAUUUACCAUGCUUCUCUCAUAUUGCAAAAUGCUGCUGCUAAUCCCAACUCGAAUACUGACAUAGAAUUCUUUGCUAUUAGUAUUGCACGAGCCCUUAUACAAAUUGAAGAGCCAGAGGUUUUGCACGGAUUGUAUGUCUGGAUAAAACAGAACUUUGAUAUGAAAUUUCUUUGGCUAAAAGGAGCCGCCGAACAGGCAAACUCUAGACAUGAACUAGCUAUAGAGUUCUAUAAAAAACUAAAUAACUUAAAACCUAAUGAUGAGGCAAAAGAUAGCGAAUCAUCAACAGCGCAAGUCGACACAAGGAGUAAAAGAUUUAUUGACGACCAGAUAAUGGAAAGUUACAAACACAUACAAAGCUGGGAUGACAUGCAAGAAUGGAAAGACAAUGAACAGUCUCAUGCGAAUAGUUCACAGUGGUGCUCCUUUUCAUCAUUGAAGUUUUUCGAAGAUUCUUCAGAAAUUCCACAAGAAUUCACUAGCUGGGAUAUUCUUGAUAUUGAAGCCAAUAGCUUACCGAAGAACACCUGCUCCUACCAAGGUUUAUUAAAUAAAAUUGAAUCGACGCUAGUGUGCACUGCAGUGCAGAUGUAUAACAGUGAAUAUAAUGACAAAUAUGAGGAUACAUUAAAACAAUGUGACCUCUUACUCAAAUCGCAAGCGGAAGAAUUUUCCAGGACCAAUGCCGUACACUUUUUAAAAGAAGUCGCUGUGUUACAAUUGGCCAAUCAUGGGCUAUGCAACAUUGUCAAGAAUGGGAAGGCAAUUUCUAAUCCAUUUAAACCAUCAACUGUGAAAGAGUAUAAGUACGGAACUGAAUUCAAGAAUUUGAGCCGAAUAUUAUGGUGGAAUCAAUAUUUUACAAAACUAAACCUGACAGAAGAAAAUAUUUUCUUCGCAGAAUGCCUUCGUUUGGAUGUUAUAAAAAGUGCAAGGAAGAACUCAAACUUGAUAAUGGCAAAGAGAGAACUACUGAAACAUUUUAAGCAAAAUUCAGCUUUCCAAAUGUGUUUAGGAAACAUUAAUAAUCUAGAAGACUUAAGUGAAGCACUGCUAAUGUCAACUAAUACUUAUGACCUCGAGAUUUGGACUCUUAACAACGCCACUGCUUUAGCUGAACUUUGUAAGUUGACAUACGCGAAAGAAGAAACUAAAGUACGAGCAGUUAACCUUUGUGCAAGUAUUUCAUUUGGGUUUUCUCAAAGAUUAGCUAUGGGCGAGCAAAGUUAUGAACUGAGGGAAAAGAGUACAAGAUUACUUCUCACACUUUCAAAAUGGGUCCAAAGUGAAACGGAAAAUAUAUUGGAUGUGGAUUCACCCCUAUUGAAGUUGGUUUCAGCUCUACCAGAAAUCGGUUUAGUAGACAACAACAUAUCAGAGAAUGUUAUUCCUGUGUCAGACUCCGCCGUCGGAAAACUUCUGCAAUUUGGCGUCAAUCAAUGCCCAGGGCUGGCUAAAGCAUGGGCUAGUUUUGCAGCUUGGUGCUUUAGGUGGGGUCGAAAAAUGGUAGAAUUCAGUUCCAAAACCCGAGAGCAAUUGACAGAAAAUGAUAAGUUACAAAUUGAGAGCGUUAUGAUUGGAUGCUCACCGCAAGACUUUGAGGCGGUCUGUGAAAUAUUGUCGAAGACAAAAGCUACUUGCGACGAUGAAGAUAUCGAUUGGAAUGAAAUUAAUACAUCUGAAAUGAUAGAGAGCCAACUGCGCACUGUACCAUCUUUAAGCAACGCUUUUCCUGAGCACCUUGCUUUGUUGGUGGAUAUUUGGCGUCAAGCACAAAAACGUGUAUUUUCUUACUUUGAACUUUCGGCAGAUGCGUACUUUAAAUUCCUACAGCUUAUAUGUGCAUCAGACUACAUAAAUCACAGCGGAGAAAACGCUGUUGUUAAUGCUACGUUGAGACUUUUACGUUUAAUCGUAAAGCAUGCAAUGGAAUUGCAAACUGUAUUGGAAUCUGGAUUAGCAAACACACCUACCCAACCUUGGAAAGUAAUUAUUCCGCAGUUGUUUUCGCGUCUCAACCACCCUGAAACGUAUGUGAGAAAAUGUGUAUCUGAUCUAUUGUGCAGACUGGCAGAGGACACGCCACAUCUGAUCACGUUUCCAGCAGUUGUUGGAGCUGUCGAAAAUGAACAGAAUGAUUUGAUGGAGCUAAAUGUUGCACGGACGUUUAUGUCCAAUGACGCUGAAAGCGGUGAAGAUAAUCUCGAAAUUGAUGAUGCCGCUAGCGACAAAGUUAUCAACAAUGAGCUAAAUUCUUGUUUCCUUGAUAUGGUUGAAACUCUAGCAAAACAAGCCCCGAAAACGAUUCUGCAAGUUAAACUGUUAGUCAAAGAAUUGCAAAGAAUUAAUUUGCUUUGGGAUGAGUUGUGCCUCGGUACAUUGGUCCAACAUCACUCAGAGUUUACGAAGCGACUGACACAAUUAGAAAUCGAAGUUGCUAAGGUCAAAAAUAAUUCGUAUUUAUCUGCAGAAGACAAAGAAAAGCUGAUCAAAGAAAAACAUCGUAUUAUCUUCGAGCCAAUCGUUUAUGUCUUAGAGCAACUCUAUCAUGUAACUUCAGCUAAACCAGAGACGCCACAUGAACUAUCAUUUCAAAAUAAAUUCCAGUCUCUUAUCACGGAUGUUAUAGACAAGUUGAAGAACCCCACGAACCCAGAUAAGCCACAAGAGUCGUGGGCGCCCUUGAAACAACUACAAAUAAAACUUCAACAAAAAGUGAACAAAAGAUCUCCAUACAUUUUGAGAAUGUCAGAUAUCAGCCCUGUAUUGGCAGAGCUUAAAAAUACAGUGAUUACUAUGCCAGGAGUACAUACGAAUCAGAGAGCCGUUAGAGUAACUAUAAAAUCGGUUGAAAACAAUGUAGCUAUUCUCCCAACAAAGACAAGACCAAAGAAAUUAGUGUUCUACGGGUCAGACGGCAAGGCUUAUACGUACUUGUUCAAGGGAUUAGAAGAUCUGCAUUUGGACGAGAGGAUUAUGCAGCUGCUGUCUAUUACCAAUACAAUGAUGGCCAGAGACUCUGAAAACAAUGAUAAUCAGACUUAUCGAGCGCGCCAUUACUCGGUGAUACCCUUAGGUCCGCGUUCGGGACUGAUCAGCUGGGUAGAUAACGUGACACCACUGUUUGCAUUGUACAAACGCUGGCAAAAUCGAGAAGCCGCCAUUCUAUCUGCUAGAACCAAUAAGACCGUUAACGUGUUGCGACCUUCCGAAUUAUUUUAUAACAAGUUAAAUCCUCUUUUGAAAGAAGCGGGUAUUUCAACGGAAAACAGAAAAGAAUGGCCAGUGUCAAUCCUGAAGCAAGUUCUGCAGGAGUUGUCAGCGGAGACUCCGCGCGACCUGCUGUGGCGUGAGCUGUGGUGCAGCAGUGUGAGUCCGGAGCAGUGGUGGCAGAUGACGCGCCGGUACAGCUACUCGGUGGCCGUGAUGAGCACGAUAGGGUACAUUAUCGGUCUGGGCGACAGGCACUUGGACAAUGUGUUGGUGGACCUCACGUCGGGCGAGGUGGUGCAUAUAGACUAUAACGUGUGCUUCGAGAAAGGCAAGACGCUGCGCGUGCCGGAGAAGGUGCCGUUCCGGAUGACACCCAACUUGGUGACGGCGCUGGGCGUCACAGGAGUCGAGGGUAUAUUCCGCCUCGCCUGCGAGCACGUCCUCCGCACAAUGAGACGCGGCCGCGAGACACUACUGACACUCCUCGAAGCCUUCGUAUACGACCCGCUGGUGGAGUGGGGCGGAGCCGCCGGUGGAGGGGGCAAGCGUCGCACCACCGCGCGCGACGUACGCGCAGCCGUCGCCAUGAUGGCUGUCAGAGCGCACGAGUUGAAGCAUCACUUUAAUGAAGUCACCGAACAAUUUCUGGCCGUGCUACCCGAUAUAAAGCAAUGUGCAGAAGACUGGCUCAAAGAGAACGAUGAGUUGAAGUCAGUGGAAACUAGACUGCAAGACUGUCACCAGCAGAUGGCACUGAUCAAGGAAAUAGAAGCUUACGGACCUAAUCUUAACAAUCAUCCACUAUACGCCAUUUCUCAGAAAUACACGUCUUACAAACAAGCCAAGAACGCUGUGGAGGACUCCAUGAAAAUGUUAGUGAAGAUACUGAAGGAUUUCGAUACUCAGAUCGAAAGUUUCGCGAGUACGACCGAAGCAAUCAAUGGGCCACAACUCAUGGCGUGGGUCCAAGAAUUCUCCGGAUCCGACGACGAGGAGGAGCAACCGAUAUUCGAACAUAUAAAAGAGUUUUUGACGAAUGCUGGACAGGGCGCCAUGUUGUCUCAGUGUGAACAAGCUGAGACGGAACUGUACCAGAGCAUGAAGCAGACACAUCAUCUCGUGAGAUCGUGCCUGGAGCUGCUGUCGCAAUACGUGGCGGUGUCGCAGUACUACCCGCAGAGCCACACGGAGUACCACCGCGUCGUGAUGUUCAGGAAGUGCCUCGCCGCCGCGCUCGAGAGCAAGUCUCCCGAGGUGUGCCGAGAAGUGGCCAGCCAAGUGACGGCACAGAUCAGCGUCGACAACAACAAGGAUGACACAUCACAACAGAUCAUUAAUUACAAUUACCGCUUACAAAACAUGAAUGCUGAAGCCAACGCUAACUUGAACAAGGCUAUAGAGAGACUGCAGUUGGAAGGUGGUCCUGAUGCAUUAGCUUUGGCCCAGGAAGCCUACAGAGAGGCGAAGACUAACAUAAGCAACUGGGUGAGGACUGAAGAAGGUGCAGGAGCCGCAUUAGAGUGUGUGGUAAUUGGCAUGCUUUGCAACCUGAACAGGAGAUACUUGAUGUUGGAGAAUGGAGCUCAGAGUGCAGGGGACUGCCUUGUGGACUUGACAUCUAGAGAAGGCGAAUGGUUCUUGGAUGAUAUGAGUGCUUUAUCCAUGCAGGCAGUAGAGCUCCUCUCGUUACUGCCGCUACAAUCAGCAUCGGCUGAAGACGCCGCCAUGCCGGUCGCCGUGGAAUGCGUCCGGAACACGAACCUGCUACUAGCCGACUUAGUACAGCUGAACUACAACUUCAGCACCAUCAUAUUACCCGAGGCGUUGAAGAAGGUGCACUCUGAAGACCCGUCGGUGCUGCUGAUGAUCAAUGAGCUGAACGCUGUCAUCAUGAACUCGCCGGUGCCUCUCAACGAACUUCUGACGCAGUUGGAGAUGCACCUUAGAUACUUGGUUAUGGAUAUGGAGUCUCCAGCGAGUGGUGCCCCCCUCCUAGCCGCAGAGGUCCGAGCUCGCUACGAAGCCCUCCUCUCAGCAUCAACAUCAGAAGCUGAAGGUCAAUCAGCCGGGCGCAUGCUGCUGAUGGGCUUCAACGGGCUGUUUGCGGCCGUGGAGCUGCGCGCUAGAGAGCUGGCUGAUCAUCUGGCUAUACCCAUCCCCCCUGCGUGGAGGAAGAUUGAUCAUAUUAGCGAGUCUAUGCAUAUGUCGGCGGCACUCCAAAGCCCGGUUCUCCGAGCUGUGCUAGAAGACAUCUUCCUAGUGCGUCGCGUGCAGAGCAUCGCGGAGGUGUUCGCGAUGGUGGCGCAGUGCGCGUGCGCAUUCAAGGCGAACGGCCCGCCCUCGCUGUUUGACGAUGCCGCGCUCUGCAAGCCUGUUAGGAGGUUCAGUGCGGAGUACGUGUCGCGCUGCGUGCUGGGCGUGCACUCGAAAGCGCUGGCGGCCGUGCUGUGUCUGCUGCUGCGCCGCGCCCGCCUCGACCUGCACGCCGAGGUCGAGCAGAAGGAGAUCGGAGCAUCAUGGAGCGUCUCUCUGGAGUCCCUGUGCGAGAAGGCGCGGGCGUGCAGCCCCGGCGCCGAGCGCGGCGCGGCGCUGGCGCGCGCGCUGGCGGCGGCGCGGGCGCGGCUGCAGCGCGCGGCGCGGGCCGGCGCGGCGCACGCGCGCGGGGCGGCCGCCGCGCACCGCGCGCGCCUCACGCACGCUGCGCACUCGCAUCUGCAUGCUGAGGUGCUAGGCAGCAACCAGGAGUCAGGAGCAGCGCUGCUGCGUCGGUCGCGCGAGCUGUCGAACGCGGUGGAACGCUUGUCGGCCGCCAGCAGCAAGGCCGGAGCCCUGCUCACUGCCGCACAUCAGAGAGUCAAAUGGGGCGCAGGAGCCAACCCAGCUCUCUCCGGCGUCGCCGUCGGCCUCGCCCGCGCCGGCGCCGCCGCCAGCACCCGCGCCCAGCGCCUCAGCGCCGCCGCCGCCGCGCUGGCGCAGCACGCCAGAGCGGCGGCUGCACAGCGACCAGCUCGCGCCAGGGGCCGGCAGCACCAUGCUGUGCUGACUGCGCUGCAUCAUUGGGAGAAGGCAUGCACACUGGCACAGAAAUAUUCUUUGAAAGUAUCUCCAGUUGAAGAGUCGCUUAUGGAGAUGUUACACCCUGAAGGAAAUAUAGACACACAAUGGGUGGACAACGUGUCAGCCCUCCUCCGCGAGAUGAUCUCCCAGCUGAGCGCGGAGUCCAGCGCCCGGCGCCUGCGCGUGCGCAGCGCGGGCGCGGCGCGGCGCGCGGCCGCCGAGCGCGCGGCGCCGCCCGCCGCCGCGCGCGCGCACCUCCUGCACGACGUCCGCCAGCCGCUGCUCACGCUCGCGCAGGCGCAUGAGGGCAACAACUUAGCCUCAGAGUUCUUGUCUCAAGAGAAGACAGUAUCGGAUCAGAUACAAGCGCUGUGGGCGACCCGCGACCACGAGGUGGCGGUCAGCGAGGCGAGGGACGCCGCCGCCGCGCUGCUCGACGGACUAGCGCAGCACCACGAUGCGCUCUUACAACUACACAGCAACUGGGUGUCGGAGUCUGGCGCCCGCAAGCUGACGCGCCAGCAGGCCCUCGCCGCGCCCGGUAAAGCCGCCGCCUCCAGGCAGGGAGGCGAGCGCAACGCGGUGGGCGCGGGCGUGUGGAAGCGCGUGCGGCUGAAGCUGGAGGGACGCGACGACGCCCUCGCGCAGCGCCGGCACGCGCUGCACGACCAGGUGGAGCACAUCAUCAAGGAAGCAGUCUGCAGUGGGAACCUGUGCAUGAUGUACGAGGGCUGGAUGGCGUGGGUGUGAGCCCUCCCCCGCGCCGCCCGGCGCUGCCCCGCCCCCAGACAGCCGGCCCCGCCCCCGGCACCGCCCCCCGCCGCCCAGGCCGUAAAGGCCGCUCGGGCCGCACAGAGGGACGGAAUAACUCGUUUAAGCCUCACUUUUGGUACCACGUUUUUUACUAGUUUUAUCUUUUUUGUUCGUUUUCGUUUGUAACGCAGCGUGUCCUCGACACGUGCGCGACAUUCGGCGGCUCAGAACAAACCGAGCCGAGACCCGACCCCGGGUACACGGAACAACUGUCAGUCCGGCGCCGCCCGGCCGAGGGGCGGCGUCUCCGACAGAUAAUACUCGGCGUAGUUGUAAGAGCAGCGCGACGUGGCGACCCAAGGCCCGGUGACCUGGCGACCCGUGACCCGGUGACCCCGCGACCCGGCGACCUGGCGCCGCGACCCGCGACUGUGACGGACAUGCCCCGCGCGGCAUCUCGUUGUAUCGUGUCAGAAAUGUGACGCAGCCUCGUCAUCUCAUGUAGUCUGUAUAUACAACGACUCGUUGUUACACGCUACAUGCUCGCUCGUCAACAUUUCGCAUUAACUUAAGUAAUGUCUCUCUCGCACUCGUGCGAUUACUGUGUUUAUCUCUAUAAACAUGUUGGAGUCAAGGCGAGAAACUUCUCACGUUAGUGACAUCAUUGGCAUACAAAAUUCAUUUGUAGCUCAUCUAUGAUAACUUUUUAAUAUAAAAAAACACUUAAAAAAUCCAAAAAAAUAUAUUAAUAACAACGAAACGAACUAUGCAGAAUGGCAAUACUAAUCCAUUCAUUUUUUGUCUCUGGACGUAAUUGUAAUGUCAUUUAAGAUGUAGAUCCCAUACAGCAUGCAAUCAUAGUUGCAUUAAAUAUUAAACUGUAGCAUCCUCACCAUAGCUCAAUUGGUAUAAAUUAUAACUUUAGACUUAUAUUCCAAGUAAUAGGCCAUUGAAAUUUGAAAUAGAAACCUGAAUAAAUACAGAAGUAGGAGUUUUGCACGAAACUCGCUAGCUCUCAAAUAAUUCUGUUCAUGUUAACAUUUAUAAACAAUAUUUCGAUAUUCUAUAUUGUAACGCAUAAAUGUAUCUUAAUGUAGACAUUAAUUUAGUACUGGUACUCAUUUCUUGUAAAAAUAAUAAUGUUAAAUUAAUCAGGCGCCACCAACUAAAGUGUCAUAAACUAGACAAAAUUCAAAAUUAAGUCAAUAGUAAAAAUAUGAUGAGUUUUGUGAUAUCCAAGAACUUAAUCUUUUAAGAUAAUUGCCAAAUUCUCUCAAUGUAACAGACUAGUAAAUUCAACUUAUCUGAUGUAUCAAAAAAUCACCUUACUGUCAUCCUAAUAUUUAUCUGCUUUGCAGUUUUCAUUAUGAUCAACAACGCUUAGCUACCUGUGCACUCGUUUGUCAUGGUUACACUAAGUGCUGAAUCGUGACGGUAUGUGUAAGACCAGAUUAUUGUAAUAAAACGAUAGAUAUUUUUUUAUUUUUUGAGAACUGACAUAAUACAGCAGAUUCAUACUUCAUUUUACUGACAGUAUAAAAUAUGUUGUAACUUGGUGGCCUCUGAAAUAUCUUCCUAUCGUAGGCCGCAAUAAAUAUUUCUAUGAUGAGAUAAAAGUAAUUAUUUGCAUGUUUUUUUUUUGUAUCGUAUCGGUGUAGUCUAUUCAAAAAUGUAUUUUAAGAAUUUUGA
Helicoverpa zea (corn earworm) is the source of this 11981-nucleotide messenger RNA. It is a transcript of the gene nonC, whose product is annotated as serine/threonine-protein kinase SMG1. The record is from RefSeq and is a predicted model, not a curated record. The transcript has 14 exons. Lineage: Eukaryota; Metazoa; Arthropoda; Insecta; Lepidoptera; Noctuidae. Gene Ontology annotation, molecular function: protein binding; protein serine/threonine kinase activity. Gene Ontology annotation, cellular component: TORC2 complex; nucleus; TORC1 complex. Gene Ontology annotation, biological process: negative regulation of macroautophagy; TOR signaling; phosphorylation. Bases 129 to 10289 code for a protein of 3386 amino acids.